GCUGAAAGCAGAAAAACACAUCCAGGCUCCAGUAACAGUGCAGCAGCAGUGCGAAGGCAGGCGAGACAAAAACAUGAAAUAAGAUGAGUUUAAAAGAGCACAGCCACAAGAACUGUGGUGCGUAGGAAGAGGAAGGAAGGAGAGGACAGGGAGCGAGGAUGACGCUCUAGUGGAUGGUAGCUACAGUAGGCAGUGGGCGUGUUUAUCUCGUCGUGAUCUAUAGCUGGGAUGCCCGGUGUCAUCUGCUUAAGCACAGAGCAACUGAACAGACCUUUGUGGACAGGCAGGACAAGAGGGAGCCGGCAGGGAAUUCCAUAACUGGAAACAUACAUCAUACCUCGGUCUCAACCUUCACUGUGGAUGAGGAUUCCUUUCACCUGUGCUACUCUGAGACAUUCUCUGCAUUCUGACGUAUUAAAGCCAAAGGACAGACUUUCAGAGAAAGACGCAUUGGAAGGACUGUAACUGCCUGAUGUGCAACUCCAAGGGGAGUUUGAUGUGACAGAGUGUGAGUGUGUAUUUGUGUGAUGUUUGCAGUUACGGGUGCGGUCUGUCGCUGCACUGCAUCUCCUUUCUGUCUCUAGCAUGUGCGGAUGUGUGGAACUCUGAAGCUGGCUACUGGAUUGGAGUUAAGCAACAUCUGGACUGGAGGGGUCGCAUCUCCCUUUUGUGCCCAGGGGAGGGAGCCUUGGGCUGGGCACCCAAUGGCCCAGCUCCCCUCUAGCACCAACCUCAUCCUGGAUCACAGGGAAUACUUUUAGCAAGUCAACCAGUGGGACCAUACAAUGGAUGGGAGUCUAUGUGGAUUUAAGUGGAAUAGUGCACUGGUGCUCCAGCAUAGGUCAGAGUUCACAAGCGUGCACUGGACUCAUCAGGGCAAGACAGAAGACACGUUGGUCGACAAACCAGCAGGGACACAGCCCCAUUGAACCUAGACUUACGUCCUUUGUGCAGCUUCUGACCUCUUACUAUGCCUGUGCGUCAGCGAUAAGACCUGAUAAGCAGGGGAGAAAAAUCUCUACACCACUAGACACCGGGAAGCUGUGCCCUAGUUUGAACUCUACUCCAAGAUGGCGAAUGCUGUGGAAACACUUGAAGAAUGAUGAGCUCCCAAGAGGAGGAAACUCUCCGUUUUUUCCAGUAUGUUGAGGAGAAUGGGCUGAGAGCCUACAACGGCCUGGUAGCUCAGAACCUGGACCUCGCAAGGAAUGAGAGAAAUAGAGCAUUCCUGCAGGAGAAAAACGACAAGAAGAGAAAACAGGUGGAGGCCAUAAGGAGGACUGGGGAGGACAUUACAACCGAAGGCAAGCACUUACGCAUGGGCUCCAUUACCAUGCCGGACCCCCAGGAACGCAUGCCCCACCCACAUGCCCUCGCAUGUGGGCAGGGCUUCUCUGUCCGCUCCCAGUCCCUCCACUCUGUUGGCGGUGGGAACACUGGGGGUGGAGGAGAGGAGGAGGUAGGGAGCCCGACCUCUAGGAAACAGCCCCCACCUAAGCCCAGGAGGGACCCGGCCACCAAGCUGAGCAUGUCGUCUGAGGCGGUGGACCACAGUCCCAUGUCCACCUGCCGAGGGGAGCGAUGUGACGCUCAAGGAUGCAGUGAGGACUGCAGGAGGGUGCCCCCACCCAAACCUAAGAGAAACCCCAACACACAACUAAGUGUUUCCUUCGAUGAGUCCUUCAUCAAGAGCCAUGCAGGCAGCGGCAUGUGUCCCUCUAAACCCCUCCAUCAUGUAUGCUCUCCCUGCGAACGCAACACGUCGCCUCCACAGAGCGACGAGAGCCCCACAGACGACUGUGAGGACGAACCCGUCUACAUAGAGAUGGGUGGGGUCGACGUCGGAGCACGAGAACCCCUGAAGAGCGAGGACGAGGAGCCCGGAGAGUCUGUGUACGAGGAGAUGAAGUACCCGGCUCUGGACGAUAUGGAGUAUCGCACAGACCCUGUGGGAUGUCGCUCCGCUUGCCCCACCCCAGCUCCAUACGAGCCUGAACCUCUCAGUCGCUGCUCGACACCUCGGAACAUUCCCCUCUGUGACAUUCCUGCACCCUUUCCUAAUCUACUCACCCAUCGACCACCUCUGCUGGUGUUCCCACCGGCGCCCGCUCAGUGCUCACCCAACUCAGACGAGUCUCCCCUCACCCCUCUAGAUGUAGCCAAACUGCCCAUGCUGGAGAACCAAUCCUACAGCAAAUCUCCCACGUCCUCCACUGAGCCGCCCUCCUCCGCACACAUCCGUAGGGAACUCACUGCCACCCCGACCCUCACUGUAUCCGGCCGCUCCUCUGCACCUCCUCUUCCAUGUACACUCUACAAAUCCUCCUCCUCUUCCUCUUAUCAGCGCAGCCACUCUGCCUGCCCAUCCCCGGUCAGCAUGGGUCGCUGUCUUACCCCUCUUAGUCUCAUGCGUACGCCUCCCUUUGAUGCUCCCAUGCCUUUUCCUGGAGGGCUGCCACGCAGCGCCUCUGCUACCCCUCAUGGUAAAGGCUCGCCGCCUCAAGAUGGGGUGGGUCGACUCCAUGGCUCAAUGCAGAAUGUGUCAACGGGGCGAUCAAGGACACCCACUAGCCCGCUUGAUGAACUUACAAACCUUUUCACCACAGGCAGGAACAUGUUGAAGAAAAACACCAGUGGAAGGAAGUCUAAAGAACCUGGAGAGACUGAGUCCAAAAGCAAGUCUCACAGCGAGUCCAAGCGUGAAGGCAAGGAGCGCCACAGUCACAGCAAGGAGUCAAAGCGAGACUCCAAGGAUCGCCACAGCAAAGAGUCUUCUCAUCGCAGAGACAAAGACAAAGACAGGGACAAAGACAAAGACAAAGACAAAGAUAGAGGCAGCAGCAAUGUUGAGCAACUAUCCCACAGGCGCAACAGCAAAGACCGUACUUGUAGCAGUGUAGAUGCACCAUCUGUUCGCAGGGACAGCAGGGACCAGGGCUGCAGCAGUGUAGAGCCCAUCCCAGUGAUAAGAAGAGACUCCAAGGACAGAGGCAUCAGCAAUGGCGACCUGAUGCCGAGAAGAGACAGCAAAGACCGAAGCGGGGGACAGGGAAUGGAGCCUUUUCUGAGACAGGACAGCAAAGAAAGAGAGAGACUGCUAGAUCAGCCGCCUGAGCUGUUACCAAGACAGGACAGCAAGGAAAGGGUGAGAAAUGGUUUAGACAGUAGACACGAAAGUCGAGAGAGACUGCUUGAUCAGCCGCCCGAGCUCUUACCCCGACAAGACAGCAAAGAUAGAGCCAGGAAUGCUGUGGACUCAAAGCACGAUAGCAGAGACAGGCCCCCUGAGCUUUUACCCCGACAAGACAGCAAAGACAGAGCAAGAAGUGGAGCAGAACUUCGGCAUGACGGCAAAGAGCAACGUCCAGAUUUGUUACCCCGACAGGAUAGCAAAGAGAGAGUAAGGAACGAUGUAGAACAUAGACACGAGGGUAGAAUAGACCAACCGCCAGAGAUCCUCACCCGACAAGAAACUUCGAGGAGCAGCAACAGCAGGGACAAGAUCAGCUCUGAAUCGAAGCAUGAUGGGAGAGAUCGAAGCAGCCACAAUGGAGGAGAACAUCCUCCACCUCCCCUACCCAGGCAGGACAGUAAAGACCUGAGCAGAACAGGACUCGAAGUGAGACGGGACAGCAAAGACCGGUGUUUGAAUGGAUCAGAACAGCAUCAGUAUGAUGCAAAGAGCACAAAGAGCCCUUCUGCAAUGGAGUACAGGUGUGAGAGUAAGGACCGAGGAUACAGAUCGGAUGGCACGCCCAGGCGGGAUAACAGAGCAAAUUACAGCGGUGACCAAUCAAAAGCACAAGAGAGGAACGGCAGCACAAUGUCAGGACAGCAUUCAUCCAUAACCACACCUACUCACCAUGGGAGAUCGUCUGGAAGCCCCCCAAUGACAGCAGGGACAGGAAAUGAUCCAAAAGCAGCACCAAAGUAUGCCCGCUCACCUUCUAUGCCUGCUAACCCCUCUCCAAUGGGAACUCCACAAAGGAGAGCAGCAGAGACACAACAAAGUCAGAUGCCCCAGAUGCCAUGGAUCUGUGGAGACACCACCAUGCUGGAACAGAUCGAGAGGAAGCGCACCCUCUGCCAGCAGAUUCGCUCCAAACAACAUCCACACCUGCAGAGAUUCCUGGAGAGGCCUCCUCCUCCUCCAGACAGGAGCGAGGAGAGGCACCAGGAGCGGAGUCAGUGCAAGCAAGAGAGUUCAUCAGCCCUCCCAGGCUGGGGGAAAAGUGGUGGGGCCAAAAAGAUCCGUCCUCCCCCUUACCCUACACAGAAAACUGUGUUCUGGGACACUGCCAUCUAACAACACACUUGCACCUCCCUGCCACACAACCCCCCCCCGAGAUACCCCAUCCCCUCUUUCAUAUUGGUUGUGCUGAUGCUUCCCUGCAACAUCAGGGGUGUCAGGACAGCCAGUAAGAGCACCAAGAAGUUCCUCGCUGAUGUCAAUGGACAAUGGUGGUUACCAUAGCAAUAUUUCUGCUCGUUCAGGUUGUCAUGUUUUCUUAUCAUCACUGGUGAUAUUUGAUAUUUUUCUAUUUCCUGUGAUUGGAUUCUUGUAAUAUAAUAAGUAGAAUAGAUAUUUGAUGAAUAGAUAUUUUCUAAAUGAGAUGGGGAUUAAAAGCAGCUUAAAUUAUGUAUAGUAGAUGUAGAUGCAAUCUAAUUUUUUGUUUUUGUUAUUUCUGUUUGGGUUAUUUUACAUUUGAAAGCAUAAUCUAUCAAUACUUGUACUGUAGUAGCAUAAUUUUCUUAUGCCCAAGGCUUUCUUUUCUUGUGCUGAAUAGCACUGAAAAUGAAUGGACUAUUCAAUUCUGUCUAUAUAUACUUUACAUUUUCACUGUUGUAUUGUAAGUUGAGGAGUUAACGUGCUUUAGAUUCCAACGCCCUCCAUGCCUGGUCCAGUAUGUUCUACAAUGUACAACAGAUGGUCCUGGAACAGAAACAGGAAACUUUGUGUGCUUCAGUUUGUAUAUUACAGUAAGAAGCUGUGUAGUAACUAAGUCAAAGCCUUUUGAAGCGGUUGAAUCGUUUUAUAUAGGACAAAAAAAAACAACCUGUUGGCUGGCAUGUGGGAGAGGAAUGAAAAAGUGUGAAAUGUUUCUGCUGUAAUCUAAGAUACACUAUGAGGGUGGGUUGGGGAGGUAGUAAAUUAGAACAUACAUUAUCAACAGUUUAACUUCCAAAACCAGCCAAAGCCUGUUAAAGCGAGAGAAGGGUGUGGUUGCACUUUGGACGGUCGGUUCUUUAAAAUGGGGUCGGUGGCAAUAGCUGGCGAGUACAAGCGCCCUUACUUUGCCAUGCACACUACGAGCACCACGACACAUUGUAAAUACUUGAUGCCAACAACCAGCCCGUACAAUCAACAACACCUGAGCUUUUAGAGCAUUUCUUAAUUUAACUGCAGAUUAUAAUAGCCAUAUGCACUUGCUUAAGAAUUAACUUUCAAGAUUAUGCUUAUAUAUAUAUAUUUUUGAAAAUGUUAAAGGUAGCUGUGCCAUGUAAGUUUUUCAUUUAUUGGCGAGAGGGAGGUUAAAGCCUCAGGAGGCUGGCUGUGUGUGACAUGCAGUCAUCUAUGAUUGGUUGUCUCGGACAAUAUUCACAAUUCGACUGGCAACCGUUUCAGAGAUCAAAGGACCUAUAACAUGGCAACAGCUCUACCCAGUCAAGCAGACAGGGGUUGCACAAGGGCCUACAAAUCUUUGAGGCUUUGUAAAAAGAAAAUGAAAAAGAAAUGCACUACCCAUCAUAUGUCAUUACAUUCAAUCAGGCGGAUUACAUACAUGUCCCUCUCCCCCUGCUCUCUCCCUCUACCUCAACCUCCUACUUACAUCAUUGAAAUUGGUUCUCUUCAGCACAUUCAAAUGCAAUGUUGACAUUGCCAAAAUAGUCUGGGUUGGACACGUGAGCUAAGCCUCAGAGUGGAAUGCAAGUGCAGUACUCGACACUACAGAGGUCCCUCUGUGUUGUACCUUUACGUGUGUGUUUGAGGGAGAGAGCCGUGUGUUUGUCUGUGUGUGCCAAGCUACACUGUAUGCAAGUUGAACUUUUAAAAAUGAUUGUUUUAAGACAUUUUACUUUGCCUCAUCCAUGAUAAUUGGAGGGCAAAGGUUGGAAAUGUAAUAAUGAUGAUGUACAAUCUCUUUGUGUGUAUAAACGUGCACUGUGAAAAGGUAGAGAGAGCACCGCACUGUCAGAGUCCUCUGUCUUAUUGCACUGAGUGUUCUCUUGUUUUUUGCGUAAGAAAAAAAGAAAAGGAAAAAACAUGUUUGAGGAAAAAAAAGUACUGUAUUCUGAUUGUCACUUGGGUUCUGUUGAGAGAAAUAAAUAAAUAUGAACUUGAAACCCUCUAUGGAAAA
Messenger RNA from Labrus mixtus (cuckoo wrasse), 6359 nucleotides. It is a transcript of the gene nyap2b, whose product is annotated as neuronal tyrosine-phosphorylated phosphoinositide-3-kinase adaptor 2b. The coding region runs from base 1100 to 4306 and encodes 1068 amino acids. NCBI's taxonomy places the organism in Eukaryota, Metazoa, Chordata, Actinopteri, Labriformes, Labridae. The transcript has 8 exons. The record is from RefSeq and is a predicted model, not a curated record. Gene Ontology annotation, biological process: phosphatidylinositol 3-kinase/protein kinase B signal transduction; neuron projection morphogenesis.